Linum trigynum is the source of this 363-nucleotide messenger RNA. Lineage: Eukaryota; Viridiplantae; Streptophyta; Magnoliopsida; Malpighiales; Linaceae. The record is from the annotation of a GenBank genome assembly.
AUGUCCACUCCCCGAUCAAUGCCGGUUGCUUCUCCCCUUACCAAUAAUUCUGGUCCCUCAAUUUAUUCCCAGCGUCUCAAAUUCUUCCAAAAUGUUCCAAGUAAAUCCCUCCAUCGUCAAUUCCGUCUUCCACCCUACAUUAAGUCAACGCCAAGCUACCAAGUCUUUCAACAACGGAGAUGCCCGCAGCGCCAGAAGCAUCUUCUCGAUCGGACGAGUAGUUUGACGGUAGACAACGUAGGAAGCUGUGGGAAAUUGACUACUCCCAGGUCAUCGCCGCUAGGCUUCUGGCUUUGUUGGAGGAGCAAUAAAAUUUUUGUGGUGGCUCUUCUUGUGCCUGGAGAGAAGCCGAGAAGGGGUUGA